AUACUGAAACUUUCUCUUAUCCACAGGAAAGACAGCUUCAUCACGCACAGAGCCUUCUGUGAUGCUCUAGCCGAAGAGAACACCAAGGCCAAGAAUGGCGUGAUGCCCACCAUGAGCCCCAACCUCCAAGCUCAACCCCCUGAGCUCAUGAUGCCCAUUGGCACCAGCAUUGGCAGCUUGCCCGUUGGAGUCUCCGACUUCGAUAACCAUGACAUCAAGAACCCCCUCAAGGGCUUCGCCUACGACCUCAUGCCCACUUCACUGCGUUCCCAUACCAUGGCUGGAACCAUGCUCUCGUCACCCACUGCCGCCACCCUCUUCAGCUCCGGGACCUUCCCCUCAGGCUACAACGGGCUCAGUGACGACGCCAAGACAGGCCGGCCGGCCAUUGCGUCGGCCCACAUGUCGGCGACCGCAUUGCUCCAGAAGGCGGCACAGGUGGGUGCGACGGCCGCCGGCGGCAGCGCUGGUGCCACGCAGAGGGGCUUCGUCUCGGGGAUGGCCGGGCCCGAUCGACACUGGGUGCAAGCACACGAGAUGGGAGUCAAUGGAGGAGCGUUUGCAAAUCAAUUCUUCGACAUUGGAAUGGGCGGAGGCUCGGCGGUGAGUGAUGCAGCUGGGGUGUUGCCAUCGAAUGCUGGAGUGUUUGUAGGUGGCGGUGGUCACGGCCAUGGGCUUUUGAAGGCUUUAGAGCAUGCAAGUGGUGGUGGUGGUAGUUUGAUGCAGGGAGGGAGUGGGAGGUCAGGGGUGAGAUAUGGAGGCGGGGGAACUGGGGAUGUGACGACUUUGGAUUUCUUGGGGGUCAGCGGAGCGAGGUCGGUGGCGGCGAUGGGAUUACAUGAGCAGCAGCAGCAGCAGCAGCACCAAGGGAUGGAGUUUGGAGGAGUUGGUCGGAAGAGGUUGCUGGGGCUGCACCCAUUUCAGCAGCAGCAGCAGCUGAGCAAUGGGCAAGGAGCUUCUAUGGAGAAAGUCGUGUGGGACGUUUUGAGUGGAUAAAUAAUGUUGAGAAGGAUCCUAGCUACUCUCUCUCUCUCUCUCACUCUGUGUGUGUGUGUGUGUAGGUGGGUGGAAUUGGCAGGAACAUUUUGCAUUAGAAUCCAAGUUCCAAUAUAAAAGGCUCCAAAGCAAGCUUGGCUCUUGAA
Molecule: messenger RNA, 1142 nt
Organism: Phoenix dactylifera (date palm)
Lineage: Eukaryota; Viridiplantae; Streptophyta; Magnoliopsida; Arecales; Arecaceae
Source: RefSeq, a predicted model, not a curated record